AUGGAUGUCUUGUUACCAACGGAAGUUCCACCGGAUAACAUGGGAACCGUGUCAACAACAGAUCAACGAAGGACUUUCAACGUCUUCAGAUCAAUGUGUGAACUUGCCCUAAUCAGGAGCCAAAUUUACAAACACCUCUACUCUGUCGCAGCAGCAGAUCGCCCGCUUGUUGAAGUGGCCGCCGCGGUUGCGAUGUUAAACGAAAAGCUCCAACUGUGGAAAGAUAGCAUUCCCACCGAGUUUCAGCCCGAAUCCAAAAGAUUUUCCGCUUUUCCAAAAUCCUCGACAAUAUCUGCGACUCUCCUUUUUCUGCAUUUCUCAUACUUCAGCUGUCUGAUCGCUAUUCAUCGGGUCCCAGCGGCCCGGGGGUCAAGGCUAGCUAUGGAUUUAGUCGAAAGAAACAACGUCUACAAUGUACCCCACCCAGUGGUGUCCAUGUCGGAAUCACUGUGCACCACAGCUGCAACGGCGUCGAUAAACUUGAUGAAAUACAUUCCCAAAUCUAAUAUCGCCCUCAUAGGGAUGAUGAUUUACUACCCUAUACUUGCAUCCAAAACACUCUCCUCGGCCAUCGUCCAGAAUCCACGAGACACUUCGCGCAUAUAUCACAUCCGACUUAUCAUGCAAGUGGAAACGUUUGUAUCAUCCUUGGUUCUUGAUACACCCAAUGAAGGGAUUGAUGGACUUUUGAAGGAUUGCGCCGAGUAUCGCUCUCUCGCGGAGGCUGCAGUGAGGGAGGCUACCCAAUUAUGUCGGGGUUGA
Molecule: messenger RNA, 762 nt
Organism: Penicillium digitatum Pd1
Lineage: Eukaryota; Fungi; Ascomycota; Eurotiomycetes; Eurotiales; Aspergillaceae
Product: Fungal transcriptional regulatory protein, N-terminal
Biological process (GO): DNA-templated transcription; regulation of DNA-templated transcription
Molecular function (GO): DNA-binding transcription factor activity, RNA polymerase II-specific; zinc ion binding; DNA binding
Source: RefSeq, a predicted model, not a curated record